Messenger RNA from Cercospora beticola, 1296 nucleotides. Lineage: Eukaryota; Fungi; Ascomycota; Dothideomycetes; Mycosphaerellales; Mycosphaerellaceae. The record is from RefSeq and is a predicted model, not a curated record.
AUUUGACAGAAAGUAGGGCAAAAUGCCAACCACGGCAGCACUGCAAGCGGCCGGCUUGAAUGUGUGUGAAUUGAGACAGAUUAUCAAAUUGGACAGAGAAGCCACGAAAGAGCUCCAGUCACGUACAGACAAACUCCGAAGAGAUCUAAGGAACGGAGGAGUUUUGCCAGAGAAGACAGUAGAAAUGAUGGAAGACCUCAAUAAAGACAUGACCAGGGAGCUCGUACAGAAAAUCGAGAAGAUAGAAUCGCAAGACGCACUUACGACCACUGAUCGCGAACUCCUACAAGCACUCAACGCUCAACUUGCUAAGUGCGACCAGUCAGGAAUGAAGUUGGCAGAAUUGCGAGAUCUGGAAGAGGAGCUUCAGCGCAGAAGACGAGAUUCUGGUUACAAAGAUACUCUGCCUUUAGGCGGCACACCUCGAAGAAUCAGCAAAGCCAGCGCACGAUACACACCGGCUGAGAAUCCUCAUACAAUACCGAUACGAACAAGUAGCAAUCUCCCGCCACCUCCGCCAUACACACCGACAUACAGUCCGAGCAGCAGCGAUCCAACAUUAACGCCGCCAUCAUCUCGGUCACCACGCUCCAGCAACCAUUCACUAGAACGAGUAGACAGUAGCCAAGGUCGCAGUCGGAAAAGCAUGGAACGUACGCGACCGCCAUCCUUCAUGCCACCGACAAUGUCCACGAGUCCAAGAUUUCCACCUCCUCCAACCUCACCAAUCAUGCCCGCAUCAGCUCCAAUGAGCUCUACUCCACCAACUCCACCCUCUCCAAGAUCUUUCAGAAGCAUGCCAUCACCUUUUGCACCGGCUGUGCACCCACCAUUUACCUCUCCUUCGGAGCCUAUCCGCAGAAGCAGCAGUAAUAAACGCGCCUCUGCAAGUGGAACAGGCGAGUACCAGUUCUACUCGUAUGCCGACUACGAUGACAGUGACGAUGAAGCAAUUCAUGCGGAAUGGAGCAAGACAGACUGGCCAUUGCUGUAUCGAAUCCUAGAUAUCAACCCUUCGACUGAUCCGGAUGUUCUUUUGCUUCUUGCGAAGAGGUAUGCUGAGUACCAAAAUGUACAUCACAAAAUGGACGUGGGCUAGCAUGCUGACAAUAUCCCCACUCACAGACAACUCGAACGUCUCUCCCUCCGUCACAAUCCGAAUCGAAAUCCCGAGGAUCCCGAUGCUCCUUCAAGAUGGGUAAGCAAAUUCUCACGAGUUUCCGUUGGAUCGUAGUACUAACCACAUGCAAUGAACAGAUUGCAAUCAACAAAGCCUAUGACGUUCUCACACACCCG